AUGAUACCUUGCUCUGAUGAUGUUCGUCAGGUGACGGACAAAAGCUUGGCACCUGUUCACCGGAAUCGAAGGGGAUUGCCUCAAAACAUGAAUGUUCAAGUAAAGCCAAUCGACGGCUGGUCAAGAGGAGUCCGCCGUCGUCUUCUGGUGGAACCGACCUUCGAAUCUUUUCAGCCAACACUUCCACUCGAAAUGGAACUCACCAUUACAGGUAAAAUGAUUUUGUCUCAUCGAAAACCGAAGGAGGAUCACAGCUUCGGGAAGAUUGUUGAAUUGUACGAAGAAGUCUUCGGCUCACCGUCCUGCGACCCCGAUGAAAGUGUGCUAAGCUUCCGUCUGUACUGUGACAGUCAUCAUAAGAGCAGGUAUGCAUACUUCACGAAAUAG
Messenger RNA from Protopolystoma xenopodis, 387 nucleotides. NCBI's taxonomy places the organism in Eukaryota, Metazoa, Platyhelminthes, Monogenea, Polystomatidea, Polystomatidae. The record is from the annotation of a GenBank genome assembly.